GUGUGUCGGCUAAUAAAGCGUCACCUGACCCUGACCUAACACUGACUGCACUGAGGGAAGAGAGGACAGAACCGCAGACAGAUAGACACUCUAAAUAAAUAAAUACACGAACGAGUGAAUUAAAUACACAAUUAUUUCCAACAUCUCCAUCUUCAUAGAGUAGCCUAUUCCGCGUCCUUGGAUUGGUGCGCCGGUCAGUGUUGGCUACUGCCACAGGGGGAAGAGGCGCAACUGCUGUAGACAAAGAGGCGCGUUGCCCUUCUCUAUCAGACAUUCCUGAUCAGAAAAAAAGAUCCGGUAGGAAUAUUUUAACCCACGAGCCGACAAGGACACUGUGCGUCAUUACUACAAAACGGUUAUUUUGAAAGCUCUACAUUCUACCCGUGCAUUUACCUCCUCCGGUUUACCGUUUUGCGUGGGGAGUGGAAACACUUGACCGUCAAUUCGAUGUUCCUGCAAAACGGAUAAGAGAAUAUUCUGUGGAUUUCUGAUGAAGUUUGGACAUUUGGCCAAAUCCAUUCAUUCCGAGGACAAGAAGCGCUGCGCGGUCGCAACCUUUUCGAUCUCCUGGUUGAUUCUUUGUUAGGCCUAUUGCUUUAUUGCUGUGGUGCGAGGAAAUAUAUUCUAUUGCCAGCGUAGUGUUACGUAAGAGUGGCGUUAUCCAAGGUGCUGAACUGGACGUUAUAACGGGACACAAGGCAAGGGAAGAGAGCAAUCUUGCAAGGUCACAGGCCUAUCCGUGAGGGAUUUGGAGAGGACCGCACUGCACUGGCAUCGUUGAUACCCGUAUUCCUGUAGGAAGACCGCCUUUUCAUAUUCUUUUUUCUCAUUAGUGAAAUAAGUUCUUGAGGUGGUCGACUACACGGGGAGAAAAUGUCGGGGCAGACGCUCACGGAUCGUAUUGCCGCUGCGCAGUACCAGUUGACGGGAUCAGAGGUAUCUCGCGCCGUCUGCAAAGCCACCACUCAUGAGGUGAUGGCGCCCAAGAAAAAGCACCUGGAAUAUCUGAUCUCGGCCACCAAUGCGACCAAUGUGAACAUCCCUCAGAUGGCUGACACUCUGUUUGAGAGGGCCACCAACGCCAGCUGGAUUGUCGUCUUCAAGGCCCUCGUCACCACACACCAUAUGUGUGUCCAUGGCAAUGAGAGGUUCAUCCAGUACUUGGCCUCCAGGACCGCUCUGUUCAACCUCAGCAACUUUAUAGACAAAACAGGUUCCAACGGCUAUGACAUGUCUACGUUCAUCAGACGUUAUGGCCGCUACCUCAAUGAGAGGGCCUUCGCCUACCGCCAGAUGGCUUUCGACUUCACCAAAGUCAAAAAGGGUGCUGAGGGGGUGAUGAGGACAAUGACUCCAGAAAAGCUGUUGAAAGGCAUGCCUGUCCUGCAGACCCAGAUCGACACACUGCUGGAGUUUGAUGUCCAUCCCAAGGAGCUGAAUAACCCUAUCAUCAACGCAGGGUUCCUGCUGCUCUUCAAGGAUCUGGUCAAGCUGUUUGCCUCCUAUAACGAUGGGGUCAUCAAUCUAUUAGAGAAAUACUUUAAGAUGAAGAAGAGCGACUGCAAGGAGGCCUUGGAGAUCUAUAAGAGGUUCCUGACCAGGGUCACCAAGAUCGGAGAGUUCAUGAAGCUUGCUGAGACUGUCGGAGUGGACAAAAAUGAUAUUCCUGACAUCAACUAUGCUCCCAGCAGCAUCCUGGAGUCUCUGGAGACACACAUGAACAGUUUGGAGGGGAAGAAGGGUGAAGGGUCUCCAACAAAGGGGUCCCCUACCAAUAACGUGUCCCCGACCUCCACCCCCGCCAAAUCUGCAGCCGCCGUGCCCACCCUAGCGCCGCCACCUGAAGAAGCCACCGAUUCUCUCUUAGAUCUGGACCCUCUCUCCUCCUCUGGUCCGUCAGUAGGAGCCUCAGCAGCCCCUACGUCCUGGGGAGACCUCCUUGGGUCAGAAAUGGGCGAGUCCAUGCUUCCUGACCCCACCUUAGCUGUAGAACCCGUCCCCUCUCCCGCUGGUGUAACGUCCACCCCUGCAGCUGCGGAGCCAGGAGUCUCUCUGGCUCCUCCCCCUAAUGCGGCCGCUGCCCCCACCCCCGGCGCGACGAAUAUGGAUCUGCUGGGAGAUGCAUUUUCGACCCCUGUUCUCACCUCUGAUGCCACUGCUGAGGGCGGAGCUCCGGCCUCCACGCCAACCCCAGCCGCCGAAGCUGCUGCCGACCCCUUUGCCCCCUCUGGUGGUAGCUCAGAAGCAGUAGGCCCAGGGCUGGACCUGUUUGCUAUGAUGCCUAUGGAGAACAACUGCUUUAACUCAGGGGUGCCCCCUUCUGCCCCCUCAUCCACCAUCACAGCACCUAUCACCCCCACCACCCCAUCGAUAGACCUCUUGAGUGCUAUGUUUGAUUCCAUGCCAGAUCCAAGCGUCACCAAAGCAGACCUUGCCCCCAGUGUUGACAUGUUUGGAGCAGAUGCCUUCUCCUCCCCUGCCCUCCUCUCCUCUGCUCCCCCAAUGGACAAGGGGGUGAUCAUGGACCUGUUUGGGGACUCCACUGGUGGAGAGACCAAGCCUGCUGCCCCUGUAUCUGCCUCUGGUGCUGAGCUGAUGGCAGCGUUUGAUGGUCUAGGGGAUGUGUUGAUGCCUUCUAUGACACCCCAGGCCGGGGCAGCCUCGUCUCCAGUCAAACCUAUGGGAGGAGACCUGGACGCCACCAUGGCUAGCAUGGCUAGCAAUCUGGGAAUGGGGAGCCAAAAACCGGGGGAGAACACGAUGGGAGGCUGGUCAACUCCUCAGGUAGCUCCUCCCAGUUGGGGCGCUCCCAUGAACGUUCCAAUGGGGUCCCCUUCUUUUAUGGGGUCUAACCAAGGAUUCAGCAUGGGCGGAGCGGUCGGGGCUGGAGCUCCCAUGAUGCCCAUGGUUAGGCCAGGCUUUGGAGCCCCUGCAACCCCAGGAGCACCGAUGGGAUCUCCAGGGAUGGCCGGGAGUCCGAGGAGGCCUCCGCCCCCCAAGAAUGCCCUGGAUGACCUCAACAUCAAGGACUUCAUGUAAACCCCUCUAACCCUCCAAGAGGUUGUCGUUGUGUCUGGAGCUCUAUGGAUGUGGAUGUGUGCACUCCCCGCCUUCCUGUCACGCCCAAGUCCCUUCAGCCAAUCAGCCAUCAGCAUUACGACCCCUGCCCUCUGACUUCCCCGUAACCCCGCCCUCCCUCUCUGUCUGAUGUUUUAGCACAAACCGUGGAUGUGAAUCAUAAAUAGAGAAAACAAAAAUGUGUAUGUGUGUGAGUGUACUUCAAUGUUAUCCUUUACUUAAAUUAAGACAAAAAAUGUAACAUAAAAAAUUAUAUUGUAUUUUGAAUCAUUCUGGUACUCCCUGAAAGAGCUGAGUUGGAAUGUGUUGUUAACCAUGGACUGUGUUCGGUGUGUGUAAACCUCACUGGCCAAUCCCUGCCCUAUCCCCUCCCUUGCUGUCCAAUCAAAUUCUGUACUGAGCUGUGUUGCUGAGGUUAUUCAACACUUUGUUGUACUUCUCUCCAUUCAUUGAUCCAUCCAGCCUCUUAUACAGUUCUAUGGGUGUAUAUUGAUGAAAAUUGAAAUAUGUUUCAUCACAAAUCUGGGUUUACGAGAUGACGAAUCAUAUGACAACUUCCAUUUUCCAUUCAAUUCAUAUUUGUUUUAUUUUGUUCGUUUUUUAAAAUUGUGUGUUACAUGCAACAUUUGUUGACUAUGUUCAAAUUGACAUAUGCUUUUUUGAAUAUUUUAAAUGAUAGAUUAUACAUAUAUUUCUUUAGUCUUUAUUUUGAGAGAAAAUGUAUCGUAUAUUUUAAUUAUGUCUAUGAAUUGUAAGAUUGAAAAAAAUGUAAGAAGAUUCAAAAAAGAUCCUUUCCCUUGUACAGUAUCUCCCUAUCUGUAUUUGAAGGCAGUAUUGAAUGCAAACUCAGUCCCAGUGUUUACUGUUGCACUCCCUGUUGGUGUGAAGUGGUACUGCAUUUAAGCAUGUCAAGUGAAGUUGAUCAUCCAAAUACUUUUAAAAAUCAAAAUAUACUUGUCUCCUUUCCUUAACGGCCAAUUAUCUGAAUUGAAUCGAUAGAUGAAAGGCAGUUGGUGAAAAUAAUGCAGUCCUUACACCUAUCAGUGGUCAUGGAGUGAAUGAGACAAGGAAAUGUUUGCAAACAUUAUUGGGACACUUCCACAAGGUCAUUGUGAUGCAGUGAUCAGUACGGUUGUAUCGUCCCCUGUAGCAACACUCCAGGGGUGUUGCGAACUAAUUGGCUGUAAAGUAUUCAUAUAUACACUGGAUGUUCCAUGUGUCGUUUCUCUUCCAAAGUGACUAUCUUAAUGUGUUGAGAAAGAAAAAGAUACAGAACAUGUAUCAUAUACAAUAAUGUGGAUAACAAUGUUUGCUAUAUAUUUGGUUGAAGGCAGUGUUGUUUGGUUCUUGGAUGGCAUCACUCCUCUCCUCUCCCCCACUUGCAUGUGAGUCCCAUUGAGAUCCAAUAAAAUUCAAAUACACUGA
Molecule: messenger RNA, 4503 nt
Organism: Oncorhynchus tshawytscha (Chinook salmon)
Lineage: Eukaryota; Metazoa; Chordata; Actinopteri; Salmoniformes; Salmonidae
Product: clathrin coat assembly protein AP180-like
Exons: 28
Coding region: 874-3039 (721 amino acids)
Biological process (GO): synaptic vesicle budding from presynaptic endocytic zone membrane; clathrin coat assembly; clathrin-dependent endocytosis
Cellular component (GO): clathrin-coated pit; extrinsic component of presynaptic endocytic zone membrane; synaptic vesicle
Molecular function (GO): SNARE binding; phosphatidylinositol-4,5-bisphosphate binding; 1-phosphatidylinositol binding
Source: RefSeq, a predicted model, not a curated record